AUGGAGAAUCACGAGAAUAGUAGAAACUCCGAAGAGGCGCCGGAGUUCGAGUUCGGAUCGCUGACUCCAUCGUCUCCGUCACAAGACUCGUUCACUGAGAAUUCUCCCGCCGAUCACCUCUUUUUCAACGGCCGUCUCUUGCCACACGCUUUCUCGGCGGCGGGUAAUAAUCCAAAGCUGUCAGUCUCACGUACCACCAGCGAAUACACCUCACGGAGCAAUAGUACUAACAGCCGGAGUAGCAUUUGUAGUAGCAGCUCAACUUCUUACUCUCCGCGAAUGAGCAGUUUUAACGUUAACAACAACAAUAGUCCCCUUGACCACAAGCCGUUGGAUAUGAAUCCACCGAUAAGCAUGUGUGGUAAAGCAGUAAAUACGCCGAGGAUGAAGGCAACGGAGAUGGUGACAGCGUCUCUAUACAGGUCGUAUUCAUCGCAGCGGUGGCAAUAUAUAACUCCGGCGCCGGUGAAACGGAGUAGAGGGAUUAGAGUCGGUGGUGGACGGAAGAAGAAGGCGGCGAGGAUGAAGAAGAUGUCCGAGGAGAGUGGAGGGAGCAGGGUGAUGAAGUGGUGGAGAAGACUUUUGAUGGCGGCGAUUUUUGCUUGUAGAGAGUGUCAUGCAUUGGAGGGAGCCUGA
Messenger RNA from Microthlaspi erraticum, 636 nucleotides. The record is from the annotation of a GenBank genome assembly. Lineage: Eukaryota; Viridiplantae; Streptophyta; Magnoliopsida; Brassicales; Brassicaceae.